AUGGGAGAAACACAGUUUCCUGAGUUUGGUGCGGCGGUGAUGCUGGAUGAUCUGCAAGUGGGAUACUAUGACUCAACAGAGGAAAGGUUUUUCCACCGGAGGCACAACAAUACUGAAGACUAUGUUGCAGAGCAGAAAGAUGCUCGCCUUGUAUUUGGAAAUAUGCAUAGUGAUGUCAAAUUUCUAACAACAUAUCUAAUGCAUCAACUCAACCACACAGAUGGAGUUUAUGUUUAUCAAAGAAUCUUCGGAUGUGAGCUGCUGGAUGGUAGUAAAUCAGGACAAAUGAAGUUGCUGGAUGCUUUCAGUGGCAUGAACGUGGUGGAAGUUCAAUUCAACAUGCAACAGGGCACCUUUCGACGGAACUUUGAGUCGAUAAAGGCUAAUGAAUGGACCGCAGAUGAUUUGCUGGUGAGGAUGGUUUAUCGUCCUAUCUGCAUUAAAACCCUGGAGAGAUACCUUCAAAAUGAGAAAAGAUAUGUAAUGAGAAAAGUGAAACCCAGAGUAAGACUCCUGAAGAAGACACUUAGAGACUCUGACAAGGUUCAGGUGACAUGUCUGGCCACUGGUUUUUACCCUCGUCACAUCAACCUGACUCUGUUCAGAGAUGGUCAGUCUGUGUCUGAGGACCAGAUCACUGGAGGGAUACUGCUACCUAAUGGAGAUGGAACCUACCAGAUGAGGAAGAGUUUGGAAGUCAGUGAAAAGGAACUGAGGGAGAGACAGUACACCUGCACAGCCACCCACCUCAGCCUGGACAACAAGCUGGACAUCAGUGACGAUUAUGGUCCAGAUCUGCCGAUUCUACCCCUAGUGAUCCCUAUACUGGUGGUCUUGUUUGUGUUGGUGAUGACUAUUAUCGCUGGCUAUGUCAUAUGGAAGAGAUCCACAGGGCAACGGCAUCAGGGAGAAUACUCUGCUACUACAAAUGCGGAACAAAAUAUGCCAUCUGCAGAUCCCACAUUAUGACACAGUUUCUGCUCAAAUGACCUCAGAAUACUUAGUGUAUCAAAGCUAGUAAAAUUGAAUUAUGGCGUGAAUUGUAA
This is a messenger RNA of Chanos chanos (milkfish), 1046 nucleotides long. RefSeq names its product popy Class I histocompatibility antigen, A-1 alpha chain-like. The coding region runs from base 1 to 969 and encodes 322 amino acids. Gene Ontology annotation, biological process: immune response. NCBI's taxonomy places the organism in Eukaryota, Metazoa, Chordata, Actinopteri, Gonorynchiformes, Chanidae. Gene Ontology annotation, cellular component: external side of plasma membrane. The transcript is spliced from 6 exons. The record is from RefSeq and is a predicted model, not a curated record.